GUAGGUGUCCCUCAGUACAAGGCAGCAGGCGGCCAAAUUCCCAGAGCUGUGGGGUUGGGAGGAGUGGAAACUGGGACAUACUGGGAGGCAGUGAGGCGUGACUCACCCAACUCUGCCUGCCCUCAGUGUGCAGUGGGGACUACGCUGAGCCCGACCUGACCAAGUCCACCCCUCACCAAGGCUUCCAGAACAACGUCCCCCACUACGCCGAGACCGACAUCGUGCACCUGCAGGGCGUGACAGGCAACAACAUGUACGCUGUGCCAGCCCUGACCGUGGACUCCCUCACCAAGAAGGACAUCUCCGUUGGGGAGUUCCCCCGGCAGCAGCUGCGCCUCAAGGAGAAGCUGGGGGAAGGACAGUUUGGAGAGGUGCACCUCUGUGAAGCUGAUGGCCUGCUGGAAUUCCUGGGAGUCUCAUCCUCAGAAUUCACUCACCAGCCAGUUCUUGUGGCAGUGAAAAUGCUGAGAUCAGAUGUCAACAAAACAGCCAGGAAUGAUUUCCUGAAGGAGAUCAAGAUCAUGUCCAGGCUGAAGAACCCGAACAUCAUCCGGCUGCUGGGCGUGUGCGUGCGGGACGACCCCCUGUGCAUGAUCACAGAGUACAUGGAGAACGGGGACCUCAACCAGUUCCUGUCCCACAGGGAGAUCUACAGCAAAUUUGCCAUUUCAAACAACAUCCCCUGUGUCACGUAAGAGAAGCUGCUUGACUUGUUGGGAUAAAUCAGCAAAACAGAGCUGCAGUUUUAUCUGCUGUGCCUGCCCAGCAGGGAC
Lonchura striata (white-rumped munia) is the source of this 773-nucleotide messenger RNA. NCBI's taxonomy places the organism in Eukaryota, Metazoa, Chordata, Aves, Passeriformes, Estrildidae. The record is from RefSeq and is a predicted model, not a curated record.